Molecule: messenger RNA, 2872 nt
Organism: Nicotiana attenuata
Lineage: Eukaryota; Viridiplantae; Streptophyta; Magnoliopsida; Solanales; Solanaceae
Product: cactin
Exons: 4
Coding region: 49-2082 (677 amino acids)
Biological process (GO): mRNA cis splicing, via spliceosome
Cellular component (GO): spliceosomal complex; cytoplasm
Molecular function (GO): protein binding
Source: RefSeq, a predicted model, not a curated record
CUCGGCUCUUCCCUCACAAACCCGAUUAGCAAAAAUCUCCCCGCCGCAAUGGGUUCAUCCGGCAACCGUAGCAAGAAGAAAUCGUCCAAGUCCGGCCGACGAUAUCCCGACGAUUCUGAAUCCCCUGCCACAGACUCCGAUUCAAUUUCUCAUUCCGACUCUGAUUCAUCUCCGCCGAGUAGCAGUCGCCACCGCCGAAGCAAAAGCCGAAGUCACAGCCGCAGAUCGAGAACUCAUGAAUAUUCCGAUGAAGAGAGCAGCGACGACGAGCGAAAGAAGAAGAAGAGGAAAAUCACUGAAGAAGAAAUCGCUUUAUAUAUGGCUAAGAAAGCACAGAAGAAGGCUAUGAAAGUAGCGAAGAAGUUGAAACAACAGACAGUUUCUGGUUAUUCAAAUGAUUCAAAUCCAUUCGGAGAUUCAAAUCUGAACGAGAAAUUCGUGUGGAGGAAGAAAAUCGAACGAGACGUCACACGUGGUGUGCCGCUGGAUACCUUCUCGAUGAAGGCAGAGAAGCAAAGGCAGAAAGAACGAAUGGCCGAAAUUGAAAAGGUUAAAAAAAGGAGAGAAGAACGAGCAAUGGAGAAAGCCCAACGCGAAGAGGAAUUACAGUUGUUAGCUAGAGAACGGGCCCGGGCCGAGUUUCAGGACUGGGAGAAGAAGGAAGAAGAGUUUCAUUUUGAUCAGAGUAAAGUUCGGACUGAAAUUCGCCUCCGUCAGGGUCGGGUUAAGCCCAUUGAUGUUCUUAUAAAGCAGUUAGAACCUUCUGGAGAUUUUGAUGUGGAAAUAGAUGAACCUUAUGUUGUGUUUAAAGGUUUAGGUAUAAAAGAAAUGGAAGAACUUGAGGAGGAUAUAAAAUUGCAUAUCGAUUUAGAUAGGGAAACGCCGAUGCAUAUACAGUAUUGGGAGGCACUUUUGGUGGUGUGUAAUUGGGAAUUAGCUGAAGCUAGGAAAAAGGAAGCUAUGGAUAAAGCGCGAGUGCGCGGAGAGGAAUUACCACCUGAAUUGCUUGCAGAAGAGAGGGGGUUGCAUUCGAGUAUCGAAGCAGAUGUUAAGUCUUUGUUACAAGGUAAAGGGUAUGGUGAGUUAGAGGCGAUGCAGUCACAGAUUGAGUCGCAAAUGCGAUCUGGUACUGCUAAGGUUGUAGAGUACUGGGAAACUGUUCUUAAGCGGCUUCAGAUUUUUAAGGCAAAGGCUUGUUUGAGGGAAAUUCACGCGAAAAUGCUGCGCAAACAUCUUGAGCAUCUUGAGAAACCAUUGGAGAGUCGCGAUGUAGAGGUGGAAGAAGAGACAUUGAGGACUAAUGAGGAAGAUAUGGAGCAUGAUCAAGACGAGGUUAGAGCUAUGUCUCCGGAGCCCUUCUUGAAUGAGGAGGCUAAGGAGAAGGAGAAGGAGAAGGAGAAGGAGAAGGAGGUGGAGGAAGAGGAAGAAGAUGAUGAUGAAGAGGCGGGUUCUUAUUCGCCUGUGUUAAUGCACGGUGAUGACAAGGAAGAAGCAGUUGAUCCUGAAGAAGACAGGGCAAUACUUGAGAGGAAACGUAUGGCUGUUUUGGAAGAGAGACGUGCACAAGAUAAGGUUUUGACACCAACUCCCGCAGAAGACAACAACUUUGAGAAGAAAGCAUUUAAAUCUAUGGGAGUGAUGGAGGAAGGGGAUGCAGUAUUUGGCUCAAACGACGAAAUUAAUCUUGAUUCACAGGUGUACUGGUGGCACGACAAGUAUAGGCCGAGGAAGCCGAAGUAUUUCAACCGUGUUCACACUGGUUAUGAAUGGAACAAGUAUAAUCAAACUCAUUAUGAUCACGAUAACCCCCCUCCUAAGAUUGUGCAGGGAUACAAAUUCAAUAUCUUUUAUCCUGAUCUCGUUGACAAAGCAAAAGCUCCAACUUAUGUCAUAGAGAAAGAUGGAGAUAGUGCCGAUACUUGCAUCAUAAAGUUCCACGCUGGCCCUCCUUAUGAGGAUAUAGCUUUUCGAAUUGUUAACAGGGAAUGGGAGUACUCUCAUAAAAAGGGGUUCAAGUGCAUAUUCGAUCGAGGAAUUCUGCAUCUGUAUUUUAACUUCAAGCGUCACAGAUACCGUCGUUGAUGGGCUUCAAGAAGUAAACAGUUUGUUGCAAGGUUCAGCUUUAUGAAUUUCUUGUUUUUGUACUUUUUAGGCCAGUUUAUAUGCGAUUUGAUUCAUGAAGAAUUUUGUAAACUGGCCAUAAUACGUGUAAUCCAAAGCUGAGGGCUCUUCUGAUUAACUUAUGCUAAUAGUAAGUGAAGUCACUGUUACCUGGCAACCUUAUAAGUAAGAUGCGCAUAAAUCUAACGGAGAACCUUCAUGGGAUAUCUGCAAAAUAGAGCAGCCUAUGGAGAUUCCAAAGCUUAACCACGGUCGAACAGGGUGAAAAUUCCAGACUAUCUACUCUCUCUAAAAAUCCCAGUUUUUAAGCUCUCUCAAUCCUUGUAUGGUUUGAUCUUGUUUAAGGAGGAGUAAAUCUGAAACGGCCUCUCUCUGAGCCCAGAUCAAUGCUUUGAAGUAGGGGAAAAGGAAAAACUAGUUGGGUGCAAGUUAAGAAGCUAUAGCGGUACAGCAAUAAUGAUAUGCCAUGGGAUCUCUUGUUUUGAACUAAUGUUGGUUCAUUGCUAUUCUAGAGGCUUGAAAGAGACAGAGAAGGCUGACAAAAGGAACAAGUCUUGACUAUUGUUUGUUCCAACCGAAAUGCUAACAAGCUACAGACAAGAUGAUAAACCAUUAAUAUUCACGUAAGUUAGUCUUUCUCUACGAGGAGUAUUAUAAGUUGCUUUUUACUAUUUGAUGUAUUCUGUACCCUUCUAGAACAUGAGAUUGCCUCUGGAUCUUGAAAUUAAGAGUCACUUAGUUGGAAAGGAAA